AUGUUCCCGUGCCCGGUGUGUCUACACCGGUACACACGACUCGCUUACCUCAAGCGCCACGUGUGUCGUGGGACCCCGGCGCAGGUGUGCCCUCGGUGCGGCGGGCCUGUGGUAGCAGCUGGAGCAGCGGCGCUCGCGGUCCACCAGCGCACCCAGGGGUGCGCGCGCUGGGCCCAGGAGGGCUACGACAAGGACCGCGAGCAGCGCCGCCGCCAUGCAGAUGAUAGGCGUGGGGGCUCUGCUUGUGGUGAUAGGGGUCUACCAGCUCAUGAACGUGUUGUUGCCGCCCGCUGUGUCGCGCCCGCGCCGCCGCAACCUGCGGCUACGCCCGGCGUGUCCGAUAUGUCUGGUGGCCGUGCCGCGGGCGGCCGGGUACAUCAGCCUGACCCUGCAUGGGACGGCUGCCAGCUGCCCGUCGCCCGCGACGAGCGCGUCACCGGCCGCAGCAUUCCAUCUGGAAUGUGUGAUGAGAUUGUGCGACGACAGGACGCCUCCUCAAAAUGA
Messenger RNA from Phytophthora sojae, 504 nucleotides. RefSeq lists its product as hypothetical. The record is from RefSeq and is a predicted model, not a curated record. Lineage: Eukaryota; Oomycota; Peronosporomycetes; Peronosporales; Peronosporaceae. The coding region runs from base 1 to 504 and encodes 167 amino acids. The transcript has 3 exons.